This is a messenger RNA of Balaenoptera acutorostrata (minke whale), 1347 nucleotides long. It is a transcript of the gene SLC25A47, whose product is annotated as solute carrier family 25 member 47. Gene Ontology annotation, cellular component: mitochondrion. Bases 129 to 1067 code for a protein of 312 amino acids. The record is from RefSeq and is a predicted model, not a curated record. Gene Ontology annotation, biological process: transport. The transcript is spliced from 7 exons. Lineage: Eukaryota; Metazoa; Chordata; Mammalia; Artiodactyla; Balaenopteridae. Gene Ontology annotation, molecular function: transmembrane transporter activity.
AGCUGCUGCGGGAAGGUAUUUAAGGUCUGAGAGGAGCCAGCGAGAGCUGUUGAGGCCACCCUGGUGGUGGCACCGGACCUCUCUCAGGCACGCUGACCCCAGGGCCUUCCCCACCAGCCACGCCGUCCAUGGAGUUUGCUGCUGGAGCCAUCGGAGGCAUCUGUGGUGUUGCUGUGGGCUACCCCCUGGACACGGUGAAGGUCAGGAUCCAGACAGAGCCCAAGUACACAGGCAUCUGGCACUGCAUCCGGGACACGUAUCGCCGAGAGCGGGUGUGGGGCUUCUACAGGGGCCUCUCGCUGCCCGUGUGCACUGUGUCCCUGGUCUCGUCCGUGUCUUUCGGCACCUAUCGCCACUGCCUCACGCACAUCUGCCGGUUCCGGUAUGGCAGCGCCGACGCCAAGCCCGCCAAGACCGACAUCACGCUCUCGGGAUUCGCCUCCGGCCUUGUCCGCGUGUUCCUGACCUCGCCCACCGAGGUGGCCAAGGUCCGCCUGCAGACGCAGACGCAGACGCAGACGCAGACGCAGCAGCGGCGCCCUUCGGCCUCGGGGCCCUCGGCUGCGGCCCCCACGUGCCCCGCACCCCCUGUGGGUCGGGCGCCAGGGCCCAAGUACCGCGGGCCGCUGCACUGCCUGGCCUUGGUGGCCCGGGAGGAGGGGCUGCGCGGCCUCUACAAGGGCAGCUCGGCCCUGCUCUUCCGCGACGGUCACUCCUUUGCCACCUACUUCCUCUCGUACGCCAUCCUCUGUGAGCAGCUGACUCCCGCUGGCCGCAGCCGGCCAGAUGUCUUGGGCGUGCUGGUGGCCGGUGGCUGUGCAGGGGUGCUGGCCUGGGCCGUGGCCACCCCCAUGGACGUGAUCAAGUCGCGCCUGCAGGCGGAUGGGCAGGGCCAGCGACGCUACCGGGGCCUCCUGCACUGCGUGGUGACCAGCGUUCGGGAGGAGGGGCCGAGGGUGCUCUUCAAGGGGCUGUCGCUCAACUGCUGUCGCGCCUUCCCCGUCAACAUGGUGGUCUUUGUCACCUACGAGGCCGUGCUGAGGCUCAUGCGGGGCCUGCUCUCCUAGCUGGUGCCCAUCCCCAGGGGCCAACCCGCCAGCAGCUUCCAGAGGCCGCAGGAGCUGAAGGAGGCGGAGGGGAGUGUCGGGGUCUGGGCCCCAGGGGGCCAUCGCCCAGGACAGCUGGGGCCUCCCGCCCAGCGACUGACCACGAGGAGGUCAAGGGGCCCAGGGCUGGCCUGAGGGUCACAGGAGCCAGGAGGAAGCGGGCCUCUGGGAUGGGGAUGUGGUCGCCUGGAGCCGUCUGUGCAUUUGGCCAGUGGCUCAGCCCGGCUCCCCUCCCACCUCU